AUGUGUCGCGUGAGUGAAAGCAACAAACUUUCCGCAUUAAUCGUCUUCUGCAGUCUGGCUUUGGCUUGCACACAAGCGGCUGUCAGCAACAACUCAGCGCGUCCAAACAAUCAAUACUCAUCAAGCUACCAACAAAAUGAUGCAGCCGCUGCGACUUAUUUCAAAAAUAAUCAAAAUCAAUAUGCGCAGAGCAGUCGCCUGAGCGGUGGCAAUCAGCAGAGUUACCAACCACCGCAACAACAGCAGCAACAGCAGGAUGUUGUUAAGGAAAAAGACGUUUUGGAGCGCUUCCAUCAUCGCUUCCCGGAUGGCAGUUAUGAGUUCAGAUACGAAUUGACCGAUGGCACUGCGCGCUAUGAACGCGGCUACUUCCUUAUCUACGAUAAAAUAAAGACGCUAGUUGUGGUCGGCUAUUACUCUUAUCGUCAAACUGACGGCCGUUACAUUACUGUUUUCUACAAUGCCGAUCAAAAUGGCUACAGGCAGAAUCAAUCCAUCACUCCACAAGUCUACCCGAAUUUGCCGCGUUCAAUCGAAGUGCCACAACUCCACGAAAAUGUCGAUUAUAACACAGACAGGCCGAACAAAGGACGCCAGUAA
This is a messenger RNA of Bactrocera tryoni, 600 nucleotides long. RefSeq lists its product as uncharacterized. Lineage: Eukaryota; Metazoa; Arthropoda; Insecta; Diptera; Tephritidae. The record is from RefSeq and is a predicted model, not a curated record. Gene Ontology annotation, molecular function: structural constituent of chitin-based larval cuticle. The transcript has 2 exons. Gene Ontology annotation, cellular component: chitin-based extracellular matrix. Bases 1 to 600 code for a protein of 199 amino acids.